UGCCGGGGAGGCCUCGGGGGAGCGGAGUUCCGGAGCUGGGGCUUUGGCGGGGGAUCCCCACAGGUUCGGUGGGGGGUUCCGGGGCUGGGGGUCUGACGGGUCCCGGGGUCCCUGGGUGGGGUCUCACGCUGCUGUCCCCGCAGGAUGUGUGCAGGCUCGGCGCUGCGGCAGGAGCACCGGCAGGACUACGGGCAGGAAUUCCGGCAGGAGUUCCACCAGGAGUACCGCCGCUCUCUGGAGCGGGAGCUCGGCCCCGCCGGGACCUACCCCGGCCCCGCCGUGGCGGAGCGGCUGCGGCAGCGGCUGCAGCAGGAGCCGGAGCUGCUGGAGGCCCUGCAGGAGGACGCCCUUGCACUGCUGGCCCGGGGGCUGCGGGACCACCCCGACCCCGGGCUGGCGCUGCGAGACCUGGCCAGCGCCUUCCGGCUGCUGGAGCUGGCGGCCGUCAACCUCUACCUCUUCCCGUGGCGCCGGGAGUUCGGCACCAUCCCGACCUUCUCCGGCGCCUACGUGCACCUGCUGCGCCCGGCGCUCCCCGAAGCCGACCUGGUGCGGAGUUUGGGCCGACUGGGCUACGAGCGGCAGGACCGGCACCGCCUGGCCGUGGAACGGCUGCCCCCGGGGCCCGCGCUGAUCGCUGCUGCUGUCGGCUUCCUGGCCUGCCGCCUGGAGUGCGAGAUCCUGGCGGAGCUGGCACCACGGCUGCGGUGCCCCCGCGCCGAGGAGCUGCUGGAGGCGCGGCGUCGGGCCGGGGGUGCCGAGGGGCGCCUGGAGAUGCUGCAGGACCUGGGGACGCGGCCCAGGGCGGCUGCCGACUGCGGUGACGGCGUGGAUCUCUACCGGGAGAGUCCAGACAGCCCUGAGGACACAGGGAGCAAGGACACAGCCCCCCCAGCGCCGUGGAGGGACCCUCAGGAUGUGCUCACGAGGGGCUGGGGACGCUGCGACAGCACGCUUGCGCCAGAGCCCGUGGGCAGCGCCGAUCCGGACACCUCCUCUCGCCUCUUCCCGGAGCGGGAGCUGGGAGAGCCCCGGGGUUGCCCCCAGGCCACGCCAGAGCUGCCCUGCUACCAGCUGCACUCGUGCCUGCAGCGGGGCAUGCUGCCCUCGUACUGCUGCAGCACCUGCCGGCAGCUGCACGGCGGCGGCUGCGCCCUGGGGCGCGCCUGCCGCAGCCGGCACCGCGGCCAGGAGCUGCGCGGGGAGCGGCAGCAGCGCCUCUGGCUGCAGCGCACCGAGCUGGACAUGCUGCUGGCCAAGGGCCCUGUGCCCCGCUGCUGACACGGCUCUGCUGCCCCUGCGGAGGGCAGGGCACGGAUGCUGCUUGGCACAAGGACCCGGACUCGUCAGCCGUGCCAGGCCCGGCCCGGGCACUGCUGCUGUAAAUUAUUCAGUGCAUCAGUAAAGUGGCUGUCUCGGCGUGGGGUGUUCUGUCCUGGUGAGGGGGACAAGAGGCCUGGUGCAGGGGAUGCAGUGAGACCUGACAGCACAGCACCCUGUAGGAGCAGCUCCUGUUUCCCUGAGAGUGGGGGCCAGGAUCCACUUAAAGGGGGGCAGCAGCUGGAUUGUCAUGGAGGUAUCCUUGUCCCCAGGGUGACACAGAGGAAGGAGAGCAGAGUCACAGCUUGUCACAC
Molecule: messenger RNA, 1634 nt
Organism: Onychostruthus taczanowskii (white-rumped snowfinch)
Lineage: Eukaryota; Metazoa; Chordata; Aves; Passeriformes; Passeridae
Gene: SPATA2L
Product: spermatogenesis associated 2 like
Exons: 2
Coding region: 145-1281 (378 amino acids)
Cellular component (GO): cytoplasm
Source: RefSeq, a predicted model, not a curated record